GGGAACGCGUUCCCAGGCGGGCCCAUGAGGCGGCCCUUGGGCGGCGAGGGUGAUUUCUUUAAGCGCAUCGAGCAGAUGUGCGAGGAUGGCAACAAGAAGCUGGCGGACAGGAUUGAGGGGCGCAUCGGCCGAGUCGAGGAGCGCCUCGGGGGCGUCGACAUGAAACUCGGAGGCUUGGAGGCCAAGGGGAAUGUUAUGGAGGCCAGGCUCGCGAAACUCGAGCUCGGCCAGAAGGCGACCCGGGAGUGGCAGCCCAGUUGCAUCGCGAUCGCGUUUUUUCUUGCGAGUGGAAGGGCAGGGGCAACAUGGGUUGCGACGGGCCUCUCGGAGAGCGGGCCCGCGAAGAAAUCGUCCAGAAUUUGCCAGAACAACUUAGGGCGACGGUCGGCGACCUCAAGAAGAACCAUGCAGAUCCGCGUCGCUUCCAGCCACGUCGGUGAGAUCAUGGGGCGCUGGAGCGAGUUCAUGUCCAGGCCAGUCAACCAUCGCAACGGCCGGGCGCCCCGAGCCCGCGAAGAGCGCCAUCCUGCUUUGCAGGCGCGCUUCAACAAGUGCGGCGAAGUCUGCGACUUCGCGCAGUCCAUGGGGUUUGGCACCGUCACCGUUGAGUGGGCGCCCGUGUUCCAGGUCCGCGUCGACUUCGAGGUGGCGGUGUCGAUUGCGGAGAAAGGGGCUCUCGCGUGGGAUCAGGGUGCGGCCACCAGUCUCGGGGAGGUUUUCAAUGCGGAGCUCAACCAG
Messenger RNA from Prorocentrum cordatum, 738 nucleotides. The record is from the annotation of a GenBank genome assembly. NCBI's taxonomy places the organism in Eukaryota, Dinophyceae, Prorocentrales, Prorocentraceae.